Dermatophagoides farinae (American house dust mite) is the source of this 828-nucleotide messenger RNA. It is a transcript of the gene Rab21, whose product is annotated as RAS oncogene family member Rab21. The record is from RefSeq and is a predicted model, not a curated record. Gene Ontology annotation, biological process: Rab protein signal transduction. NCBI's taxonomy places the organism in Eukaryota, Metazoa, Arthropoda, Arachnida, Sarcoptiformes, Pyroglyphidae. Gene Ontology annotation, molecular function: GTPase activity; GTP binding.
UUCACACACACACACAUCACAUUAAUUACGGUGUAAAUAAAUUUUUGUUUCAAGCAAAUCAAAGUUUUAUAUAUUGAUCAUAUUUGACUUGCAUGAAAACGAUGGCUAUGACAAUUUCCAAUCAACAAUUUAAAAUUGUUUUACUUGGUGAAGGUUGUGUUGGAAAAACAUCGUUAGUGUUAAGAUAUGUGGAGAAUAAAUUCAGUGAAACGAAUCAAUCAACAUUACAGGCAUCAUUUUUGACUAAAAAUAUAUUCGUUCAAAAUAUGCCAAUCACGUUGAAUAUUUGGGAUACAGCAGGCCAGGAACGUUUUCAUGCUGUUGGUCCAUUAUAUUAUCGUGAUUCAAAUGGUGCUCUACUUGUUUACGAUGUAACCGAUCCAGAUUCAUUGGCCAAGGUUAAAGUUUGGAUCAAAGAAUUACGUAAAGUUUUAGGAAAUGAUGUAUGCAUAGCGAUUAUUGGUAAUAAAAUAGAUCUUCUAUCCGGCUUGGAACGUGAUCAAAUGAAUAAUGUAUUGAUCGCUGAAGCUCAAAGCUAUGCAACAACAGCCGGUGCUACACAUUAUUGUACAUCAGCCAAAACUAAUUAUGGAAUCGAUGAUGUAUUCCUUAAUCUAACGAAACAAAUGAUAUCAUUCAAUCAAACACAACAGCUAAAUCCUAGGGCUUUAAAUUCAACGGUCACAAGAGGGAUUUCGAUUGCAGCUGAUAAUGAAAUCAAUAAUCCAAAUGAUCUACAAUCUAAACGUAGAUGUUGUUGAAAUUGAAAACAAAAGAAUUGCUGGCCCAAAUAUUUUCGUUUUUUUUUCUUUGGGUCAACACACUAAG